AUGUCUAACCUUCCUUCCGAGCCCGAGUUCGAGCAGGCCUACAGAGAGCUUGCCUCGACCCUUGAGAACUCGACCCUUUUCGAGAAGAAGCCCGAGUACAAGCGCGCCCUCCAGAUUGCCGCUAUCCCCGAGCGCAUCAUCCAAUUCCGUGUCGUCUGGGAGAACGACAAGAACGAGGUUCAGGUCAACCGUGGUUACCGUGUCCAAUACAACUCCGCCCUCGGUCCUUACAAGGGUGGUCUCCGUCUCCACCCCACUGUCAACCUCUCCAUCCUGAAGUUCUUGGGUUUCGAGCAAAUUUUCAAGAAUGCUCUUACUGGCCUGAACAUGGGUGGUGGUAAGGGUGGUGCCGACUUCGACCCUAAGGGCAAGUCCGACAACGAGAUCCGUCGCUUCUGCUACGCCUUCAUGAAGGAGUUGAGCAAACACAUUGGUGCCGACACUGACGUUCCCGCUGGUGAUAUCGGUGUUGGUGGCCGCGAGAUCGGUUACAUGUUCGGUGCCUACAAGUCGAUCCGCAACCAGUGGGAGGGUAUCCUUACUGGUAAGGGCGGUAACUGGGGUGGUUCCCUCAUCAGACCUGAGGCCACCGGUUACGGUCUCGUCUACUACGUUGAGCACAUGAUCCAGUACGCCUCGGGCGGCAAGGAGUCCUUCGCUGGCAAGCGUGUCGCCAUCUCCGGUUCCGGCAACGUUGCUCAGUACGCUGCUCUCAAGAUCAUCGAGCUCGGUGGUACCGUCAUCUCUCUUUCCGACUCCAAGGGUGCCAUCAUUGCCACCUCCGAGAAGGGCUUCACCCCCGAGAUCAUCGACGUCAUUGCCGACCUCAAGCUCAACCGCAAGGCUCUUUCUGAUCUCACCUCCGAGUACAGCAGCCAGUUCAAGUACGUUGAGGGUGCCCGCCCCUGGAAGCACUGCGGUAACGUCGAUGUUGCCCUUCCCUCAGCCACCCAGAACGAGGUCUCCGCCGAUGAGGCCGAGGCUCUCAUCUCGCAGGGUGCCAAGUUCAUCGCCGAGGGUUCCAACAUGGGUUGCACCCAGGAGGCCAUCGACAUCUUCGAGGCCUCAAGAAAGGAGAAGAAGGGCUCUGCCAUCUGGUACGCACCCGGAAAGGCCGCCAACGCCGGUGGUGUCGCAGUCUCCGGUCUCGAGAUGGCACAGAACUCUCAGCGUCUGAAGUGGACCAGCGAGGAGGUCGACGAGAAGCUCAAGCAGAUCAUGAAGAACUGCUUCGAGAACGGUCUCGAGACCGCAAAGGAGUACGUCACUCCCGCCGAGGGCGAGUUCCCUUCGCUGGUUGCCGGCUCCAACAUUGCUGGCUUCAAGAAGGUUGCUCAGGCCAUGCACGACCAGGGUGACUGGUGGUGA
This is a messenger RNA of Aureobasidium subglaciale EXF-2481, 1368 nucleotides long. RefSeq lists its product as uncharacterized. The transcript has 3 exons. Gene Ontology annotation, molecular function: L-glutamate dehydrogenase (NADP+) activity. The record is from RefSeq and is a predicted model, not a curated record. NCBI's taxonomy places the organism in Eukaryota, Fungi, Ascomycota, Dothideomycetes, Dothideales, Saccotheciaceae. The coding region runs from base 1 to 1368 and encodes 455 amino acids. Gene Ontology annotation, cellular component: cytosol.